Molecule: messenger RNA, 1182 nt
Organism: Ipomoea nil (Japanese morning glory)
Lineage: Eukaryota; Viridiplantae; Streptophyta; Magnoliopsida; Solanales; Convolvulaceae
Product: protein FAR1-RELATED SEQUENCE 5-like
Exons: 4
Coding region: 1-1182 (393 amino acids)
Source: RefSeq, a predicted model, not a curated record
AUGAAGAUGUUUAUGUGUUCUAAAGCUGGUUUUAAGGUUAAGGCAAAUGCUGGUGUUAGGGCAUAUUCAAAAAUUGACAUAAGGACAGGGUGUGGUGCAUGUGUUCAGUUUGACGUGGGUGAGGAUGGGUUGUGGACGGUUACAAAACAUGUCAAAGUGCACAACCACGAGUUAUGUGCUGUAGACAAGAGUCAUCUUCUCCGUUCACAUAGAAAUGUGGGUGAUAAUCAGCUGUUAUAUUUAAAAGAUUUGAAGAAGAGUGGUGUUGCAAUGGCAGAUGGUAUUAGGUUUUUGAAACAUCAAGCAGGGGGGUCUCCAUUAAUUGGUUUCACUAAUCGAGAUGCUUAUAAUUCGAUUGCUUCCGAUACAUCAAAGCGUUUGGAUGGAACAGAUUCGAACUCAUUAAUUGAAAUAUUUAGGAAGAGGCAAUCGACUGAGUCUGAUUUUUUCUUCGAUUUUGAAGUUGAUUGCGAUUCAAGACUGUGCAGUUUUUUUUGGAGGGAUGGUCGGAUGAGACAAGACUAUGAGUUGUUUGGGGAUUUGUUGGUGAUUGACUAUAAGUGUCACAAGAAUAGUUGGAUACAAAAGUUGUAUGAUUGUAGGGAGAAGUGGUGUCCAGCAUUCAACAAGGAUUAUUUUUCAGGGGGCAUUUUAUCAUCGCAAAGGAGUGAAACUACUAAUCAUUCGAUUUCAAGAAGGCUGUCUAAGACUGCGGGUCUUUGUGAUUUUUAUUCAUCAUUUGUUAGUGUAAUUUCUGAAUGGAGAAGCAAAGAGAAUGGUGAAGAUUUUCGUUGUGCUCAAGGGGCACCCACUAUGAUGAUGGAGCACGUGAAACUUCUUUUACACGCUAGAGAGGUAUAUACGAUUGAGAUAUAUUUUUUGUUUGAGGAACAGUUUAUGAAAGGCAAUGCUUGUCAUCAAGAAAUGGUGUUGAAUGAUGGUUGUCAGUUCAAGUAUCAUGUAUGGCGUCCAGAUAUAGAUAUUAUAAGGUGGACUAAAAAGGUUGCUGAUGGUAGGGAUGUGAAUACUGGUCCAAUGUUUUAUAGAGCUGGUGUCCCUCCUUCAAUUUGGGUUGUGGAGAUUUGUAGAAAAUUUCAAAGAUUGAUUGCAUCUAGUCAAGAUAAUAGUGUAACUAGACAGUUCUGCGAUGAAGCAGUUGAGGAUGCAAAGAAAAAGGUUUAA